Ostertagia ostertagi is the source of this 417-nucleotide messenger RNA. NCBI's taxonomy places the organism in Eukaryota, Metazoa, Nematoda, Chromadorea, Rhabditida, Trichostrongylidae. The record is from the annotation of a GenBank genome assembly.
AUGCGAAUCGCUGAGUUGAAACGAAGUGGUUUAUGGAGUGGCAGCCGUCUUCCGUUGUGUGUCGACCCUCCUCGAAAUAAAACGCACUGGGAUUACGUUCUCGAAGAAGUGAAAUGGAUGGCUACAGAUUUCCGUAUGGAACGGCAGUUCAAACGCACAGUUGCACGAAAGAUUGCUUCAGCCAUUCAGAAAAAGCGGAGAGACGAUGAGCUUGAACAAGAGCGAGCUCAACAACGAGCUAUAAGGGAAAUUCUGGAAGCCAAGAAACGAAAAGCGCUCGAUGCUCACAUGGCCUUUAUCGUUGGUGAGGCUGAUAAGCUGAGCUCGAUAGUGCAAGAAGGUUUGACGCAGGAUAGGGCUUCUAAAACACCUUCGGUCAACUCACGUGAUGAGGAAAAUGGUAUAAAUAUUAAAUAA